AUGGGCCCAUAUGUGCCCCCGGGCCAGUCGCCGCCCUUCGAGGUAGUCGACGACGACCACCACUCCGCGUGGGUGAUCAUCACGGCCGCCUUGGGGCUGGUGGUGUCGCUGGCCUGCUUUCUCAUCCGGCUGUAUGUGCGGCUGGUAUUGAUCCCGCCAUUUGCGCGAGAUGAUUUUGUCUUGCUGGGGGCGACGAUUCUCGCCGGUAUCCAGUCUACACUGAUGUUCUACGCCUGCUCGCGCGGAUUCGGGACGUCAAUUACAUUACUGCAACCCGGCCGACUCGAUCAAAUCCAGACUUUAAUCACCACAAGCGACGUCUUCUCUCUACUAAUCCUUUACCUCUCAAAAUGCUGCGUCGUCGCCAUCUACCUGCGGCUGACGCCGCAGAAACUACACAACCGCGCCUCGUGGGCCACGCUCGCCCUCUGCACAGCCUGGCUCGUCCCGGCUGUUUUGAUCUUGCUUGUUGACUGUGAGCUGAACAAGCCGUGGCGGUCUCAGGGCGGGCAGUGUCGCAAUUUGAAUACACGAUGGCAGUUCAUCGCUGCUCUGGAUGUCAUUACCGAGCUGAUUCUAUUUCUGCUGGCCGUGGUUCUGCUGAAAGGUCUUUUCAUGUCUGUGAAGCGCAAGCUGGCUAUUGGGUUUGCGUUUAUCUUCCGAUUUCCUUUGAUCAUCUUCACUCUCCUCCACAUCUCUACCCUCCGCGCCGCCCUCCACGACCCCGAUGUAACCCUCGCCGCUGUCCCCCCAACCGUCUGGCUCCAAGUCGAGGUGCACUACACGCUGGUCGCCUGCAGCGUAUUCUGUCUGCGGCCGUUCAUGGCAGCCGUCAGCACGUUCUACGGUACGGCGGGCGACUCGACGCUCGAAAGCAGCGUUUCGGCCUCGAGGUCGCGCGGCACGAAGGGGAGUUCCGAGUCUGGAUCUGGGUCAGGAUCGAACUCGAAUUCGAAUUCCGUAUUGCAGUCUAUGUCCCGGUCCAGGGUUCAGAGGAAGAGGGCGGGCACGGCGCCGUCUUCUUCGUCAAAUAAGAAGGAGGAUGGUUUCUGCUGUGGAGAUGAACAUAUAUACAACCAACAGAAGCAGAAGCAGAAGCAGAAGAAGAAGAACCAGCUUGCUGGUACAACUCCCAGUCCCGAUGGAAAUACUCACCAGACUCGCACAUUUCAUCGACGGUCUAUAUUUUCUCUCGCUUCCCAGAGCAAGCAAGCCAAGCAGGGCAUUACAAGGCUGGACAAGAAGAUGAAAGGGAAAGAUGGAGAAAAAGAAGAGGAAGAGGCGAGCUCCUCGCAUCCGGAUGGAGAUCUGAUUGAACUUAUGCCGCGGCUGCAGCGGCAGCGGGCCCGAUCAGGGACCGGAUCGCACUCUCACCAGGACCAAAACAGGGACGAGGAUGGACAUUCGAUGGUCAUCCGGAAGGAGGUCCAGUACUCGGUUCAAUAUGAGUAUGAUGAGGCGCGGUGGCGGGAAGUGGCGACGCCGGAGAGUACGUCGGAUGCCACUGUUUAUGUGUAA
Molecule: messenger RNA, 1518 nt
Organism: Penicillium alfredii
Lineage: Eukaryota; Fungi; Ascomycota; Eurotiomycetes; Eurotiales; Aspergillaceae
Exons: 5
Coding region: 1-1518 (505 amino acids)
Source: RefSeq, a predicted model, not a curated record